CUUCUAUUAUGCUAUAAACCUAACUAAGUGGCUUGUUGGAGCGUCACAAAACUCGAAGAUAUUUGAGCGUCCACUUUAUAACCGGAUUCCUGCAAACAUGGAAGUAUUUAUUGACAUUUCGAGAACUUGAGUCCUCAUUUUACCAUCACAACCACAACCUGAAGACCAGGGUCAUUUGCCAUUGCUAUACUGAAGCUGGCGAUUGACUUGUCGUCGGAAAUACACUCAAUCAUGAACAUGUUGCCAUUUCGAUAUUUGUUGUUGAUGCUUUGUAUGACGUUGAUCGUCAUAUAUGAUGUUGAAAGUGCGGAAUCAGAAGGACCAGCCAAUUUUAAAAAUCCAUUUACGAGUCUAAAGGAAACAAUUGACGGUGGAAUAACUAAAGUUAUUGACAAAAUAAACAGAAGAGUUGGGAAAGCAUCUGAUAAAAUAGAUAAGAAGAUAGAAUCUGCUGCUGCUAAAAUAGAUAAAGUGACAGACAAAAUAGAAAAGAAAGUGGGAAAAGUGUACAGGUCGUUUCUUGAUGCAGCGACAUAUCUGAUGAAAUUUGGUUACCUUCGAACUCCAAAGAAAGGGGCCUCUAUAACUGAUGCAGAAUCAGCUGUAAAAGCAAGCGUUGCUAACUUCCAGCGAUAUGCCAGAAUUCCCGCUACAGGUGAAGUAGACGAUAAGACGCUAGAAGCAAUGAACUGGAAGCGAUGCGGAAUGCCAGAUCCAAUUAUUAACGGGCGCAAGAAGAGAUUUGUCACGCAGUCCAAAUGGUCCAAGAAAUCACUAACCUAUAAGAUCGAGAACUAUUCACGAGAUUUGUCACGUUCACAAAUAGACCGUGACAUCUACAAUGCUUUACAGGAAUGGAGCAAGGUAUCCGACCUGAAGUUCUCGAGAACAUCUGGAAAGGCCGAUAUUGCUAUAAGAUUUGAAAAUGGGGACCAUGGCGAUGGAUACCCAUUUGAUGGACCUGGAAGUGUUCUUGCACAUGCGUUUUAUCCAUCGAAAGGCGACUUACAUUUUGAUGAUGCAGAAUCAUACACAGCUAAUACGAAAAAAGGAACCAAUUUGUUCAUUGUUGCUGUUCACGAAUUGGGGCAUUCACUUGGUUUGGACCACACUAAUGUAUUGGGAGCGACGAUGUAUCCAUUUUACCAGGGUUUCGUAGAAGACUUCAGUCUACACCAAGAUGACAUCAAUGGAAUACAGAGCUUAUAUGGGCGGAAUAGUGGAUCCAGUGGAUCUAGUGGAUCUGGUGGAUCUGGUGGAUCUCGUCCAACGACGCCUCCACGAGGGCGUUGGACGGUAUGGUCGUCAUGGAGCAGCUGCUCCAAAACAUGCGACCAGGGUGUCUACUCAAGAAGGAGAAGCUGCUACGGAGGGAAAUGCAGUGGUUCUGGAAGUGAAACCAAAGCCUGCAGACUGAGAAGUUGCUCGAAUGGUUCAGGUUCUGGUAGUGGUGGCAGCGUUAACUGCUACGAUUACGCUGCCUAUUGUAGCGCAUGGGCAAAACAAGAUCAGUGUCGACGCAAUCCGACCUAUAUGUUGGCAUACUGCAAAAAGUCAUGCAAUGCGUGCGGUUGGAAUAAACCAUCAUCAGGUCGUUGGGGCAGCUGGUCAUCAUGGGGAUCAUGUAGCAGAUCCUGUGGUGGAGGAACACGGACCAGGCAACGCCGUUGCUAUGGGAGGAAUUGUAGCGGGUCGUCAAGGGAAACUGGUUCUUGUGGCACGAGUAGGUGCCCAUCCAGAGGAAAAUGGCAUCCGUGGGCAUCGUGGGAAACAUGUUCCAAGAGUUGUGGAGGUGGUACAAAAGUAAGGAGAAGAUAUUGCAGCGAUCAAGGUUGUACUGGAGAUUCAUAUAAAACGGCUCGCUGCAACACACGUUCUUGUCCAAGAGCGAAAUGGAACGCAUGGGCAACUUGGUCCACGUGUUCAGAGAAAUGUGGAGGCGGGACUAAAUCCAGGAGAAGAACGUGUAAUGGAUCUAAUUGUAAAGGUCUUAAUUAUCAAUGGAAAUCGUGCAACAGUAAAUCAUGUACAGCAAGUAAAACGAGUGAAUGGCGUGACUGGGGUGAGUGGAAUCAAUGCACGAAGUCCUGCGGGACAGGCUCUAGGCUGAGGCGUCGUACAUGCGCGUAUGGGACAUGCUCCGGAGCAACAACACAAUCAAAGAAAUGUAACACCAAUCCAUGCAGCCGAAAUGGCAAAUGGGACUCGUGGUCGUCGUGGACGGCGUGUUCACGUUCGUGUGGGGCUGGAUCCAAGAGACGAACGCGGUCGUGUGUCCCCCGAGGAUAUUCGUGUAAAGGAAUAUCUGUUCAGGAUAAAAAAUGUAAUACUCAAUCAUGCACAACCAAAAGUAGAUGGGCUCAGUGGGGUACGUGGUCUACCUGCAGCAGGUCUUGUGCGGGAGGAAGCACGAGGAGACGGCGUGCUUGCAUAGGUUCUUCUUGUAAUGGAGUGAGUUAUCAAGACAAGAAAUGCAACAAAAAGACUUGUCCAACAAGAACACCGUAUUCUGUGGACAAAAGCCACGGUGGGUCAUGUAUAGACCAGAAGCCAUCAGAAUGCCCAAGUUGGGCUGUACGUGGAGCCUGUAGGACAAAUGAAGAAUACAUGAGGACAAAUUGUUACAAGUCUUGCAACUAUUGCCGUUCAAAUCAAUCUUCAGAGCGAGAAAAUCCACAGAGAUCUACCUGCACAGACCAAGACCCGGGCCGUUGCUUGAUAUAUAUGAGGGCGGGGGAGUGCACCAAAAGACGUACAUUUAUGAGCAGGUACUGCAGGCGUACAUGUCGGUUCUGCCGAUAGGAUAUCAUAUAUGGACAGAUGCUGAUGAAACAAAAUUGUAAAAAGACAGCUAAGCGCACAAUGAUAAUACAUAGCUAUAGCUAAUAGCUAUACCACUCUUAGUCCAUUUAUAGCUGGAUGACAUGUGUGUGUACUAACAAUUUGGAUACACUCUGAGUACAAAUAGAAAAAACAGAACAUAGGCUUUAGGCCAAUAAAAAGAUGACAGUUAAAGAGAAUAUAAGAAUAUACUUAUAUUGAUAUUCUCAGGUUUACAGUACUACCAUCUCUCUAUGGACAUUCGAUCACCCAUGAAGCCCUUGGUACCGCUUGACACAAAAAAUGACACCCACACCUACAUAAUGUUUCAUAACUGUUUGUCUAAAGAAAUUCUGACUUGUUUUUCCCACAUUAAAACUACACUCCAUUUUUCAACUCCACAAGAAGUUUCAGAUGACUAGCUCACUUAGAUGCACAUUUAUGAGCGUUACAAAAUGUG
Molecule: messenger RNA, 3280 nt
Organism: Owenia fusiformis
Lineage: Eukaryota; Metazoa; Annelida; Polychaeta; Sabellida; Oweniidae
Source: the annotation of a GenBank genome assembly